Diuraphis noxia (Russian wheat aphid) is the source of this 1218-nucleotide messenger RNA. Its product is annotated as negative elongation factor E. Gene Ontology annotation, cellular component: NELF complex. The record is from RefSeq and is a predicted model, not a curated record. Gene Ontology annotation, biological process: negative regulation of transcription elongation by RNA polymerase II. NCBI's taxonomy places the organism in Eukaryota, Metazoa, Arthropoda, Insecta, Hemiptera, Aphididae. Gene Ontology annotation, molecular function: RNA binding.
UUGUUUACUUACCGUUAUCGUGUUAUUGUCACCGUCGGUAAACACCAAAACCAAACAAUUCGAUUGGACAUUUUUUUUAUUUUUCAAGCAAUUCAAACUUUGAUUAGUUAUUAGUGUUAUUACUUAUUUCUCACAAGUGCAGUAAUUAUAAACUGAAACGGAAGACAUUUCUCGUCUUUUAGUUUUGUCGUUAGUUACACAUCAUUUAAAUCCCAAUAAUCGUGCGUUGAGAUGGUGUACUUACAUUUUCCAACGAAUCUGACAGAAGAAGAACUCAUGCUGCAAAACAAGUAUCAAAAAUUGAGAAAAAAGAAAAAAGCAUUGCUAGUGCAAAAAACACCUCGACCUGAACCCGAGCCUUCACCUGUACUCAAUCCCAAAAGGCCCAAAGAAACGGCUCGCGACGCAAGGGAAAUAGCGAAAAAGCUAUUGAAGUCUGGUGCCAUUGGACCGAUAAAAAAAGUACCCAAUCGUACAGACCAGGAAUCAUUUAAAAGACCUUGUGGAAUGGAACGCAAAUUGUUGGUUACUACUCAGGCUUUAAGUAGCUAUCAACCUUUUUCUGCAGCUUCACCUGGCAUCAAAACUGAAGUCAUUCCCGAUAGCACUCCAAAAGCAACUCCGACUACUAAAUUCUCUAAUUUGUAUAGUAGUUUUGUUUCUUCCACUUCCAAAACCAUUCCACCUGCUUCGAGUUCACCAGAACCCGUUCCCGAACAACCUACUCGUAAGGACAUCACUAUAUUUGUUGGAGGAAGUAGUUCCAUGACUGAAGAAUUUUUAAGAUCUACAUUUAGUAAAUUUGGUACAAUAAUUAAUAUAUCCAUGGAAAUAGAAAAAAAUCGAGGAUUCAUCACAUUCAACUCUCCAGAUAUUGCUGAAAAAGCAGUAGCUCAAAUGAACACAACUACAGUCUCUGGUAUUAAAUUAAAAGUUUCUAUUUCACGAAAUCAGCCAAUUGAAUUUGGCGAUAAAGGAAUUAAUUCAUGGAAUGCAAUUGCUACCAAUAAAUCACAAAAAGGAAAUCAACGAGAUGAUCGUUCGCUGGUGUCAUAUGAUGAUUUAUUAUAAAAAAAAGUUGUUUUUAUUUAUUUUAUAUUUUAUUAAUGUAAUAUUUUUUUUUUUUUUAUCGUAGACCAAGACGUGGUCGUGUAAUCUAUUUUAUUGAUGUAAUUUUUAUAAACUGUUUUAUUAAAAAAAAAAAAGUUUUGUCGUUUA